AUGGUUAGAGUGCGUAUGAAAUUUGGUACACCUAUAUUUUCUCCAGCAGAUUAUGAUUAUAUUAUGCAAUGCCGUGAUAUAGAACCAAGAUAUAAAAUUUUAAAGGAUUUAUUAGAUAAAUAUAAAACAUCAUCAAAACGGAUUUAUCAGAUCUGGAGAGGGGAAGAAGCUAAUAGAGUUGCUUGGGAUCAACCUAUACCUUACCCACAAGAUAGUAAUUCUAAUCAAGAUAUUAAUUGUCUUGAGUCGGAGACCCAUGGCUUUGCCACUGACACUAGCUCCGCUAAUAAACCCGAUCCUACCAUAAAUGUUCUCCAUAUAGAAUCUCAACCUUUAGAUAGGGACAAAGUCCCAUUGCUUUGCAAUAAUGUACCAGUGGGACCAGCACAAUCAAGUAAGCGAACAAAAACAAAGAGAUCCAAAUCUGAUCGGGUAUUGAAUCCACCUGUCAUUUCCAAAGACUUAACAGAAAAAAUAGAUCCAGAAAAACUUGCUCAUUUUAGACAUACAGUAAAAGAAGGUAGGGAGGAAUUAGCAAAUUUGGAGUACAAGACCGAUGAAACAUAG
Molecule: messenger RNA, 567 nt
Organism: Diversispora eburnea
Lineage: Eukaryota; Fungi; Glomeromycota; Glomeromycetes; Diversisporales; Diversisporaceae
Source: the annotation of a GenBank genome assembly